AUGAAGUUCACUCUCCUCCUCUUUCCACUCCUAGCUCUUGCGCUCCGUUCGCAGCCGCGUUCCAGGACAGGUGUGACAGAACACGUCACCUUGAACCUGCGUCCCGGCAUCUCGUUGGAGACCACGAAUGCCGGCGCCCAAGAUUGGAUUUUCCAGAUUGUGGGCAAGUGGUCUGGCUUCCAGGAUGGCCAUUGGGGAUUAGAACUCGGGGAUGCUCCAACCGCCGUUUAUUGGUUCUUCAGUAUGCCCAUCCCUCUCUUUCCCCCCUGCUAGGUCGCAUGGGGCAACGAGCUAAGUAGCUCGCUGUGAUAGACUGGGACUCGGUAGCAAGCCACCAAGAGUUCACCCGAUCCCCAGAAUACCCCGCCACGAUCGAGAAAGUGGAAUCCCUCGCAAGCUCCUUUUCUGCCCCCCACGUUCCGCUCCAGCCAUUCCCGCCCAGGGAGGUGUUCGCAUCCCCCGUAGUCUCCUGGGUCACGUUCAACCUCACCGGUGUUGCGAACUCCACCGCCACGACGAACUGGCAGGCGACCGCUAAUGACUUUUUGGGCAACUUGACUCGCGUCAGUGGGUACAGGGCUCAUUCGUCCGGAUGGGAGGUUGAGGACAGUAGGGUCUUUAGCGUUCUUGUUGGGUGGGAGAGCGCUGAGUCUCUAGGGGCAUACGUCAUCAGUCGAAGCUUUGCGGAGGGUUUCCGAAGACUGGUGAGCGGUGUUGCGUGGGAGCACAGGGUAUUGAGAGUUGCCGGGUAUGUCCCAAAGUUGUGA
This is a messenger RNA of Tuber aestivum (summer truffle), 767 nucleotides long. The record is from the annotation of a GenBank genome assembly. NCBI's taxonomy places the organism in Eukaryota, Fungi, Ascomycota, Pezizomycetes, Pezizales, Tuberaceae.